Theileria annulata is the source of this 2367-nucleotide messenger RNA. RefSeq lists its product as uncharacterized. Gene Ontology annotation, molecular function: ATP hydrolysis activity; ATP binding. The coding region runs from base 1 to 2367 and encodes 788 amino acids. Gene Ontology annotation, cellular component: cytoplasm. Lineage: Eukaryota; Apicomplexa; Aconoidasida; Piroplasmida; Theileriidae. The record is from RefSeq and is a predicted model, not a curated record. The transcript has 6 exons.
AUGUCUAUCUCUGGCCUAAAUAUUUAUUCUAACAUAUCAACUGAUCACUGGAUUCUUGAUAAUUACUCCAACGAAACUCAGGAUAAACAUUACUAUGAAAGUCUACCAAACUUAGAAAAUUAUUUUCAUUAUUAUUGGACAGUGAAUGAUUCAAAUAAAUUGAAACCUAAAUCGAAAACUAAAAAUUUCACUGAUAAACUUUCUGAAUCACUGAGUGAAGAUUUAAUUCGGGUCGCAGUAUCUUUGGUCAGUUUUAUAGAUGAUUCUAGUUCAUCUAGUUUUUCUACUGGUUUCUCAUAUGAAUUUAAAAUAUUGAAGAACUCAAUUUUUAAAAUAAUACGUGAUUCUAUGUUCUUGAGUUUUUAUAAUAUCCAAAAUGACUCAAAAUUACUUCCACAUCGAUGUUUUACCAUAUAUUGUAAUAAAGAUCUUAACUUCUACGAAUUCGUUUAUAGAUUACUAAAAAAUACUUUCUAUAACACUUUAAAUGGUAAAAAAGAAUAUGUUUCUGAUGAGUUGAGUUGUAUUUACACCCUUGACCUAUCUUACUAUGGUGGGACCUUUGGACCUAACUUUUGUUAUACAAACCGUUGUUAUUUGGGGACUUGCUGUUGUAGAAGUUGUUCAAAAGUGAUUGAUUGUUUGGAUAAAAAUCAUAAAGAUCCCAUCUCCAGUGAAAACCUGGUAAAAUUAUUGACUAAUGAACAAAAUAGUUUGGCCAAAUUCUUUAUCCAUAACAGGAAAUGUUCAACUUUGGAAUAUGAACUCCUGAAGAUAACUUUUAAUUCCUUGGUACUAAAGGAUAAAAUUAAAGAAAAAUUCAAUUUGCUCCUGAAUGAUAGGAAUUCGUCCUUAAAACCCAUAUUUACAUACUGUUUUGUGUUGAUUAAAAAUUUCGAGGCCUUAUUUAACUGUACUUUGGACACUGACAAAAACACAGUAAAUUUUGCCUCUCUAGCACUGGAUCUACUUUCGGAGUAUUCUGAAAUAUGGGAUACACUGGACCUUCCAUUAUUAUCAUUUGCUUUCCUAAAACCUUGUGGUCCUAGUUUUGGUAAAUUCAAUUCAUCAGACUUCUGUUCUGAUUACCAUGUUACUGAUGAAUCGUUUUUACAGAGUUAUUCUUACUCGCCAAUGGAAAUUCUUGCAAAUCGCUUUAGUAAUCUCGCCACAAUAUCAGAUGGUCUCUUCGACGAGAAUUCUAAAUUACUUUACUUGCAAGAAUCAGUUAAGAAGUAUUCUAAAGGUGACCCAAAAGAGGUUUCUAAUGAUCAAUUUUCAAGAGAGAUGAUAAAGAUAAUCAGAGGAUACACGUUGGAUGAACUUAAGGUUCUAAAUCGUAUGGCCUAUUGUGAAAGUUUGAAGGACAAAUGUACUAACUUUGGGGAAAAUUACCAAAAGUAUCUGGAAAAAGCAACAUGUUUGAGACAAAUUACUGAUUUUUCAAGUACACUUGGGAUUUAUCCAGAGCUAACAAAGUUUUCUAACACCCAUAACUUGUGUCCCUUGAAGAAGGUCAACGGUCAAAUAAUUUGCAGAACUGGAUUGGAAUCUUUGGUUCUUACCGAAAAAACUAUAAAUGAGCUUAAUUCGUUUUUUUCUGAAGAAAUUUGUCAUUUUUCUAAGGGAAACAAAAGGCCUUCGAUAGGACUAGUUAUAAAAGGGGAUUCGGGAGUUGGAAAGACAUCACUAGUUCAUUGUAUGGCUCAGGAGAUGAACAGUUUAUUAUUUUUUUUUAAUAUUUUGAGUUUUCUGAGGCCAGAAGUCGGACUUUCAGAAAAAAUUCUUCAUUCCUUCCUUUCUAAAAUCUGGACUCAUUUUUCAGGCUCUAAACAGGGGCCUAGAAGGGACUUGGUGAAGUGUGUAAUACUGUUAGAGGGGUUAGAAGCGCUAAAAGGAGAGGAAGGAUACCUUAAAAGGCUAAUUUCUUUCAUUUGUAGAGAGUUGGAUGAAUUCAAACUCAGAUCUACUUUUGCCUUGGAUUAUUCAGUUUUAUUUGUAACAACAUGUCAAGAACACUCUGACUUACCGUCUGAACUUCUCCAAGAAGGAAGAUUUUCUGAAAGGUUGGAGUUGGCUACACCAGAAAUGGAUGAAAAUUUGGUAAGAAAAUGUUUCGAGUUGUUUUUGAAUCUGAGGUGUGAUAUUCACGAACAGAUGGACAAAUUGAUUCAACACAUUAAGAAGAAAAACUACCUACCCCUUUUAACACCUCUAAAAAUAGCUGAAAUCUCUAGAAGGGCAGCUUUACAAGCUUCCACGGACAUAAUGAGCAGAUAUAAAAAUUCAGGCGAUAUGGAAGAUUUUGAAAAGAAUUUAAUCAGUUUGGAAACAAUUAUAGCAGCAUUAGAUUCCACAUUAAGUUAG